Messenger RNA from Schizosaccharomyces octosporus yFS286, 3196 nucleotides. Its product is annotated as dolichyl-phosphate-glucose-glycolipid alpha- glucosyltransferase Alg10. Gene Ontology annotation, molecular function: dolichyl pyrophosphate Glc2Man9GlcNAc2 alpha-1,2-glucosyltransferase activity. Gene Ontology annotation, biological process: protein N-linked glycosylation; dolichol-linked oligosaccharide biosynthetic process. Gene Ontology annotation, cellular component: endoplasmic reticulum. The record is from RefSeq and is a predicted model, not a curated record. The transcript has 2 exons. Bases 1665 to 3029 code for a protein of 454 amino acids. NCBI's taxonomy places the organism in Eukaryota, Fungi, Ascomycota, Schizosaccharomycetes, Schizosaccharomycetales, Schizosaccharomycetaceae.
CGCUCUUAUAAGUCGCUUGCACAUAUGAACCGCCAUUAACAAAGGAAUCACCAAAUAAGGAAAGUAAAAAGAAAUUAAGAUCCAUUUUUGUUGAGCAUAUAGUUCAAAAAUACAGAUCCAUGUUGUCGUGGCGGCAUGAAUUCCGUAGAUCAACAUUGAGAGCCAUAAUGAAGGACUUUCUGUGUCUUUCCAAAUGCUAUAAGAGACCCAUAAAAAAUAUGGCAGCUGAAUGAAUGCUUCAGAAACAAAUAAGCCAUUUUGCCAUGGGGCAUGGCUUUUCAAAAUUGGAUCAUCGUACUUGUCCAAAUAAAAGCGUCUAACAGCUGAAAGCGAAGGAUAUUUGUCUUGCACCCAUUCAGAGAUUGGAAGGUCGACAAAGAUCGCAGCAAUAAAGUGACUUAGAAAAUAAAUUAGGUAAAAGGUAUCCAUUGAGUUUUUUGUGGUAGGUAGGUUUAAGAACCAGGUGAAAGUCAAGCACGCACAAUUAUUUUUAUUUAUGGAGUUCUUCGUAAACUCUAUACUAUUUCUUCUUCUUUUGUAUUGAAUACAAUACUGUUUUCGUUGACGUUAGCUGACAUCUUUGAUGGAUAAGCAACCAAGGAUAUUGAGUUGCAUUAACUGAUUCUAAAUCUUAAGUUGUGAAAGUGCUAUAAAUUGAGCAGAAUAUUUACUAGCAAUUAGUUUCUUCAGCUUGAUAACGCGUAAACAUAGUGCCAGAUGUCAUAUCUUAAGGUUUCUGUAAACCAUGGGAUAUAUCUUCUAUAAAACUAAUUGUUCGUUUUUGUUUAAUCGAAGCUUCUGAAGAGAACUUUUUUAUCAAGCACUACUCGUGUCUCAAUAACUAUUCAUUGUGAAAUGCCAUACUAAUCUAGAUGAUAAACUCGACAAAUACUAGAAAACUCAAUUCUAUGUGGGUUGUUGAAAGGCAUUUAAUGCCUUUCAUAUGACUUGGUUUCUUAUAUCUUGUAAAUGUAUCAUCCAUAAUUUUCCUACCCGGUAGAAGAAUCAACUUGGUAAGCUGCAUCAAGUAUGGAUUUUUUUAUAAACAUUUUAUUUCUUUUUUCUCUCUUCUCUCAUUUGAAUCACAAAUUACGACGAGAAUAAUAGGAACAUACUGAAAUUCUUGGUAAACCGAAAGAUCCAAUACCUUUUUACUUGAAUCAAGCGAAUUAUGAAUGAUCAAAGAUACAAGAGAAUGAAUGCAAGUGAAUUUGUACGGGAAGAAUAUUAGUGUACCUGGCGUCUUCAAAGUAUAGCAUUUUGCUCUCAUAUACGAAUAACUAAAUGCAGAAACCAAUAGAAUAUUCAAUGGAUUAGAACUUCACUUACUUAAAUCUUCUAAACUGAUCAUUCACGCGUGAACACGAGCUCAAUUUAACAUACAUUUAAUGCGCACAAUAAUAUCAAAAUGCAAAAAUCACCCUUAAGUAUCUUUCAAAAACGGACUUUAACAAUGAUCCUAUUCAAUAAAAGGAAGGAUAAACCCCUUUUCGAACGCUGUCUCUAUGCCUACUUCCUCAAAUUUGUUAUUGUAAUCCGUCUAACUGCAAACAAAUGACUUGGAAUUUUCGUAACAGACGUUCUUUUCGUUAUCAGUCAAAAUACAUGAUUUCUUUACUAAUUUAAUUCUUUUUUGUAUAUUAUUCUCUAGUAUAAUCUUAAAUAUGACCAUAAAAAAGGGACGUCUGGUAAGAGCUAUAUAUGGGGUUGAAACAGAUAUAAACCUUGUGAGAUUGUGGAUCCUAACGGCCCUUAUGUCCUUUUAUUUGGUUAAUCGUUUUGUCUGUAUUCCUUAUAUGGAUGAGAUUUUUCAUGUAUCUCAAGCCCAAAGAUAUUGCAAUCAAGAUUGGAGAUGGGAUCCAGCCAUUACUACUCCUCCAGGUUUAUACUUACUGUCGUACAUUCUAAAGCCUAUAUUAGGAUGUAGUUUAUUUUAUCUUCGUUUUCUAAAUUUCGCUCUUGGCGUUAUUGGUAUGCCGGUAAUUUUGUUUGAUAUCAGCAAACAAUUGAACAGUAAAGCUCGUGGAUUCCCAUUAGUCCUUUCCUCUUUACCUCCUUUGUGGUUCAGUUCUUUACUUUAUUACACCGAUACAGCUAGUACCGUAAUAACUUUAUUAGCUUAUGACCUGGCACUAAGAAAUGCCGCUAUAUUAAGUUCUGUCUUUUGCUUUUUCAGUUUGUUCUUUAGACAAACAAACAUUGUUUGGGUAGGAUAUAUCAUAUAUACUUUGGUUUCGAAUGAUUUGUCUUUUUAUAAUCCUAAAUUGUCUGAAGCAACCUUUGUUGAUUUGCUUUUGACGGCCACUUCUUUGGUUGGAAGCAUUCUAAAAAAUUUAAGAAGAAUUUGGAAAAAAGUUAUUCCUUUUUCUUUUGUCAUUGCCUUUUCUUUGGGUUUUUUAAUGUUUAAUGGAGGUAUUGUUUUAGGCGACAAAUCAAAUCAUACACCGGUUAUUCAUCUUUCCCAGAUAAAUUACUUCUUCGUCUUUUUCUUUAUUUUUUCUUUUCCGUCUUGCCUAUCUUCUCUCUUAAGAAGGGAAUUCUGGAAGACAAAUAUUCUUUUUCAUAAACUUACGCGUACGACCCUUGUGCUUCUCCCUUAUCUGUUCCUCAUCAUAAAAUAUAACACAAUUAUGCACCCGUUUAUACUUGCCGAUAAUCGCCAUUAUGUGUUUUAUGUAUUUAAUCGAUUCCGUAGAUACUGGUGGUUGAAAUACCUUGGAGCACCAGUAUAUGCCUUAUGUUACAGUUUAUUUAUUAAAGAUGUUUCUCCUCAUAUAUCUGUCUUGGAUUUUACCGUCAUGACAUUGGCUACUUUGCUUACAUUAGUACCGGCUCCCUUAGUAGAAUUUCGAUACUUCAUCCUCCCGUUUUUGUUUUGGCGGAUGAAAGUCCCGUGGAAAUCAAAAAAUUUUAUGUUGACAGAGUUUAUUUUCCAUAUGGCUGUGAAUGCUGUCAGUGUGUAUAUAUUUAUUUACCGUCCUUUCUCUUGGCCUUCUGAACCAGGAAAUUUACAAAGGUUUAUGUGGUAAUUCGGGACGACAUUGUUUCCAUAUUCGUAUUAUUUAAUGAAAUGUUUUCACCAGACACGUAGGUCGAGUCAAUUAUGAACUUAUAGACCUACAAAUACAUGUGAUGUGAACCAAACGAGAAACCGUGUCAUAUUAAAUAUUACUUGCAAACGCAACCAUAAAAACAG